Exophiala bonariae is the source of this 2031-nucleotide messenger RNA. RefSeq lists its product as uncharacterized. NCBI's taxonomy places the organism in Eukaryota, Fungi, Ascomycota, Eurotiomycetes, Chaetothyriales, Herpotrichiellaceae. The record is from RefSeq and is a predicted model, not a curated record. Gene Ontology annotation, molecular function: DNA binding; transcription regulator activity; protein binding. The coding region runs from base 1 to 2031 and encodes 676 amino acids. The transcript is spliced from 3 exons. Gene Ontology annotation, cellular component: SBF transcription complex; MBF transcription complex.
AUGGCCUCCGACUCUGAUAAGGAGAUCUACUCCGCGACUUACAGCAAUGUUCCCGUGUACGAGUUAAAGACAGGCGCAGAUCAUGUUAUGCGGAGACGAUCCGAUGAUUGGGUCAAUGCCACACAUAUCCUCAAAAUUGCUGGCUUCGAUAAACCCGCGAGGACCAGAAUUCUCGAGCGCGAAGUCCAGAAGGGUGUGCAUGAGAAAAUUCAGGGCGGCUACGGAAAAUAUCAAGGCACAUGGGUUCCUCUAACCGAAGGUCGUUCACUUGCGGAGAAACAUGGUAUUCUUGAUCGUAUCUCGAGAAUCUUCGACUACGUCCCUGGCGACAAAAGUCCUCCUCCUGCCCCGAAGCAUACAACAGCUGCAUCAAGCCGUCCGAAGCAAACAAAAGCUGCGGCAAAGAAAGCAGCCGCACCUCUACCUGCGCCUCUACCACCUGCUCCAGCUCCCACUCAGUUCUACCAGCCUGUCGAAGGUUACGAAAGCGCCAGCGUACAGUUCAACGGAGGCGAGAGUCGGGAAGCUUCACCGACGUCGGCAUCCUUCAUGGCUGAAGAUGAUUUCUUACCCCUUUCCCAAAAUUCCACUGCCUCCAGAAAACGAAAGCGCCUUGACGAAGAGCAUGGCUUUACCGCAUCGGAUCUUGAACACACAAUGUAUGGCGAUGAACUGCUGGAUUAUUUCGUGACUGCCGGAGAUGACCCAGCUGCAUCUAAUAUUCUUCCACCACAACCUCCAGCAAAUUUCGAUGUCAACCGACCUAUUGAUAACCUUGGCAAUAAUGCUCUUCAUUGGGCCUGUGCUAUGGGUGAUGUACAAAUUGUCAGAGAUUUACUUGCACGCGGUGCCAAUCCUGCUGCGCCAAAUGAGGGAUCCAGGGAAACACCUCUUAUCCGCGCUGUUCUGUUUACUAAUAAUUACGAUAAGCGAACAUUUCCCAAAAUUGUUCAAGCACUACCGCAAACUAUCGUGGAGCGGGACUGGCAUGGUGCAACAGUCUUUCAUCAUAUCGCGGAGACUGCUCGAUCUCGAAGCAAGUGGGGUUGUGCCAAAUACUACUGUGAGGUGCUCAUCAACAAGAUGCAGGAGAUGGGUUCCAAUUACGUUCAAGCCUUACUUGUGUCGACCGAUGUCAAUCACGAUACCGCAGCUUUAUGUGCAAUUCGAAAUGGUUGUGUCAAGGUUGCUACUUUUUUGCUGAACCACUGUCCUGAGGCUGGUGAUGUUCAGAAUCUUAAGGGAGAAUCUGCAAACGAAUAUCUACGAUCUCUGCGAGAAAAGAAAGACACCCUUGAACAACCUGGCUCUUCACCUCCAAGAGUUGGUGAGUCUUUCAACGCCAGAGUGUCUCGUAAAAGACGGCAAAAGGAUGCGGUCUCUCGAGCAGCAUUUUUCGUUCUUGACAAGAUCGGCACUGUUAUGGACGAAGGCAGUUCUAAGAUUGCAGAAAUGUAUGAUUCUCAAAUGUUGGAAAAGGACACCGAGAUCGCUGAAGCGAAGUCUGCAUUGAAUGAACUCGAGAAUCAACGCCACAAAAUUCGCCAGGAGACUUUCGCAUUGAUGGCUCGUGUUGAAGAUCCGUCCAGGAUCAAUACACUACGGCAGGAAUAUGAUGAAAAUCUCCGCGAAAUGGAGUCUCUAUUGGAACAGAGAGAACACGAAAUCUUACAAAAAGAGAUCCUCCAACAAGACCAACAAACCAACGCAGGCGCUUUCCGCUACUCAAAUCCUCAACCGCUAUCGUCUGAAGAAGUCCGCACUGCCGUCCCCUGGGCCCUCGAACUCAAUCGACAACAAGACCUUCGAAGACACUGGGUGAAGGAAGUAGCGAAAUUAAUGGGCGACGCUGGAACGAGUGAGAAAGUUGGCAAGCACAGAAAGUUGGUGGCGAUUGCGACAGGCCUUAAGGAGGACGAGUUGGACAACAUGUCUGAAGAGUUGUUGCAGAGUCUGCAAGGUGACCGAGGUCUUAACACUGCCACCGGUCCACAGACACCGCCGCAUGCUAUGGCUGGAAUUGAGGCAUAA